GUUCUCUGAAGAAGAAACCUGCACGAUUCACAUAUUUCUUUCAAUUCCACGGACGGAGUAAUGGCAGGCCGCAACCUUGCCCCUGUGGAAAUGGAGUCCUUCAGAGUAGCCGGGUUCUCCGACGCCCUAGACUGGAGGCCCACGCUAUUCCAAGAUCCCAUCAUUGCGCAGAAAACGUGUGCCCUCUGCGGGGUUUUGUACAGGAAAGCGGUCAGGCUGCCCUGCAUCCACACGCUGUGCACGAAGUGCCAUGCCAAAUGUGUCGACGAAGGAAGUGCGUGUCCUGUCGACCGGAAACCCUUCUGCGAAGAUGAUGUUGAGCAGCUGGAGGUCCCUCUCAAGUACAUCCUGAACCGUACUGUUGCCUGCUGGAACGCACCUAAAGGCUGUAGCUUCGUUGGUCCUGUGGCAUGCCUGUUAAACCACUACAAGGAAUGUGACUUCAACGUCGUGCCUUGCUGCCUGUGUCGCUCAACAGUGCUGCAGGGUGACAUUUUAAAGCACUUCAAAAAUGGUUGCAGCAUUCCCCAAGCCACAAAUCUGCCUACCGACAACCCUGCCACGCAAGACCUUAGGAAUGUCAGCAGAGCUUGUCUCGAGAUGAACAUUGCCAUAGGGAAGAUCUCCGAGGACAUCAUGUCACUGCAGUCAACUCUGAACCGGUGCAGUGAAGAUGUGAGAGCUGAGGGUGCAAUAUGCAAGGGCCAAUUAGAGGCUGAAGUUUCUAGGCUCACUGAGCAGCUGAAUAACCUUAGUACAGUCUGUGCCACUGAAUUCAGUGAGGGACUGCAGGUUCUUCGGGAAGCGAUGGCCGACUACAAAAAACAUGUGAGUGAGGAGCUUUGUGUGCAAAGGGACAGGCUGACUGAAGUCUUGGAUGUAGUGAGCAAAAGUUUGCAAAGUCCUUCUAAGCCCGAGACAAUCCAUUGGUACAUUGAACACUGGACAGACCUGAAGAAUGAAGCACUUAGAAGUGGCUUGAAGUACUUGGAGUGUUCAAAGAGGACCAUGUAUGAUUACAGCGUAUCCCCAUCUAUCCAUCUUAGACGCAUGGGCGAAGAGGUAGGCCUCGGGUGUUUCAUGAGUUUACACCCCGGGGAACAUGACUCGCAGCUGAAUUGGCCCUUCAGCAAGGUGUACACGGUCGGUGUCAUUCACCCGAAGGGCCAGUCAAGUAUGAUUUCCUACAAGGUAAAUGCUGACUGGUAUAAGCAUCUGGGAAACUUCCAAAGGCCAAAGAAAACAAGUAAUAGAGGCUUUGGAAUAUGGUGCCUGUCCACAACCGAAGAUCUAGAAUAUGACGGGUUUAUCGAGAACGAUACGCUUCAUGUGUUUUUGGAAAUUGAACCGUAGGCUUCGUCUUCAACCUCAGCAAUCCAAAGCUUGAUACUGUUCAACUCUUCCAUUGUAACCUUGUCGAAAAAUGCAGAAAAACGAGUAGGAAAGCAAUGCUUCCCUUGCGUAUAAUGCUAUCUUGUGGGGUUGUGAAUAAACUGAGUUACUUUGAGUGGCAUACUCUUCCACAUUCUCA
Messenger RNA from Ixodes scapularis (black-legged tick), 1531 nucleotides. RefSeq lists its product as uncharacterized. Gene Ontology annotation, biological process: protein K63-linked ubiquitination; positive regulation of JNK cascade; regulation of canonical NF-kappaB signal transduction. NCBI's taxonomy places the organism in Eukaryota, Metazoa, Arthropoda, Arachnida, Ixodida, Ixodidae. The record is from RefSeq and is a predicted model, not a curated record. Gene Ontology annotation, molecular function: ubiquitin protein ligase binding; tumor necrosis factor receptor binding. The transcript has 2 exons. Gene Ontology annotation, cellular component: plasma membrane signaling receptor complex; cytoplasmic side of plasma membrane. Bases 61 to 1353 code for a protein of 430 amino acids.